This is a messenger RNA of Mugil cephalus (flathead mullet), 2390 nucleotides long. RefSeq names its product putative gonadotropin-releasing hormone II receptor. Gene Ontology annotation, molecular function: peptide binding; gonadotropin-releasing hormone receptor activity. The transcript has 4 exons. NCBI's taxonomy places the organism in Eukaryota, Metazoa, Chordata, Actinopteri, Mugiliformes, Mugilidae. The coding region runs from base 217 to 1404 and encodes 395 amino acids. Gene Ontology annotation, biological process: G protein-coupled receptor signaling pathway. The record is from RefSeq and is a predicted model, not a curated record. Gene Ontology annotation, cellular component: membrane.
UCCAAAGGGGACAGUGGAGAGUCGCCAGGCUGACGAACGGACUAUUCAAAAACUGAGGAGGGUUUAGUGAAGGCGUCUUGGACAUCCAAAACAGAAAAAAAAAUUGUUUCAUCACUCUCUGAUUUGGGAAAUAGAUUUUUUUUCCAUGACACCACGGAACUAAUUCCUCUGUGUAUCCACAAAAAAAGAUGCCGACUCCGUGGUGAGGGUCAGAAAAUGAACGCCUCCUCCUGCUGUGAUCCUCCAGUCAUCAUGUACCAGCAGAGCUCAGGAUUUGACCUGAACACCAGCUGUGACUGGUUGGCGGCUCACUGCAACUGGACAGCGGUGGACAGAGCUCCGCAGCUUCCCACCUUUUCCACAGCGGCCAAAAUCCGAGUGAUCAUAACUUUCAUCCUGUGCGGCAUAUCCACGUUCUGCAAUUUGGCUGUGCUGUGGGCUGCCAAUGGGCACAAGCGCAAAUCGCACCUCCGAGUGCUGAUCCUCAACUUGACAGCAGCCGAUCUCCUGGUUACCUUCAUCGUGAUGCCCGUGGACGCCGUGUGGAACAUCACGGUCCAGUGGCUGGCUGGCGACCUGGCCUGCAGAUUCCUCAUGUUCCUCAAGCUACAGGCCAUGUACUCCUGCGCUUUUGUCACGGUGGUGAUUAGUCUGGACAGACAAUCGGCCAUCCUCAACCCUCUGGCCAUCAGCAUGGCUCGGAAAAGGAACAGGGUCAUGCUAAUGGUGGCGUGGACUAUGAGCGCGUUGUUCUCACUCCCUCAGAUGUUCAUUUUCCAUAAUGUGACCAUUACCUAUCCGGCAAACUUCACGCAAUGCACUACUAGAGGGAGCUUCGUGACACACUGGCAAGAAACUGCGUACAACAUGUUUACCUUCUCCUGCCUCUUCCUGCUGCCGCUGGUCAUCAUGAUCGUCUGCUACACCAGGAUCUUCAUCCAGAUCUCCAAACAGAUGACAGAAAAGAAUUUGUCCUCCGAUGAGCCCCGUCUACGUUGCUCGAAGAACAACAUCCCGAAAGCGCGAAUGAGGACCCUGAAAAUGAGCAUCGUCAUAGUGAUCUGCUUCAUAGUGUGCUGGACACCGUACUACCUGUUGGGUUUGUGGUACUGGUUCUUCCCAGACGACCUGGAAGGAAAAGUUUCGCACUCCCUCACCCACAUCCUGUUCAUCUUCGGCCUUUUCAACGCUUGCCUGGACCCCAUCAUAUACGGCCUGUUCACCAUCCGCUUCAACAGGGGGCUGAGAAACUGCUACCGCAAGGCCACGGUUAUGUCCGGCCUGGAAAUUAACGCAGUGAAAGCGAAGUCCUCGAAAUGCGGUGCGGCUCGAGAGCUGAACACCGGUGAACGGGACAGCAACUGUGAGGAGGCUGAGCCCAAAUCCAAUGACAGCUUUGUUUGACUGUCAUGGAAGGGGAAAUCUAUGUCUGAGUCGUAUCAGCACUACAGAAUACCGAAGAGUAGAGACAAGAGACCUCAUUCUCCUAAUGAAUUCAUUUAAUUUUCACCUUCUUAUUAAUUUAUUGGACUCAUUUGUUUCACAAUCACACUCAGUAUGCAUGUGUAGAGGAAGAAGUCUCAAGACACCAUCUACUUCUUUUGUAGAGAACUGUGUUUCAUUUACAGCUGUGUCUUUGUGUAUGUGAAGCUUGAGGCUGUACUUCAAGUUGCAUAACCCCUUCAUAAACACACCAGGACAUGCUUGGAAUUGCAUGUUGUGUAACGGCCCGCCAUAUACAACAUACUACUGUACAAGCACAAAGACAGAAGAUGGUGAGUGCCUGGUGACAGAAAAGUGCUUCCUGUGUUAUGAUGUGCGUGGUUACUUACUGUACCAACAGCUCUGCAGUAUCAGACGCACUGUCUAGGUAACAAACUGAACAUAACUGAAUAUUUUACUUACAGUAACUAUAAAGAAAAGCAGAGAGCAGUGUGCUGUUAUCUACCUUAUUUCCUUAGAAAAAAAAGUGCUAACUGUGUUUUAGCUGCAAAUUAUAGAACUGUUUAUGUGAUUCAGAAAUGAGAUUCUGUGUGCAUCAACGCUAAAUGAAAUGAUCCCAUAUGUGCGUUUACGAGCCCUCAAAUGACAAACACAAUAAAACUUUUUACACAUGCACAAACGAAUUCUGCCUGUUUUGAAAUAAACAAAUCAGGCAUAACAUUAUGACCACAGGCAGGAGAAGUGAACAACACUGACCACCUUUUGACAAUACAAUGUGCUGCUGGACCUCACAUUCAUGUGGAUGUGACUUAGACUUGCACCACCCACGGCAUGCACGCCUCGAUGGCAGCAGCCAUCCCCAGCAGGAUGCAGCCUGACACACAAACAGAACAUGAAAAAUAGCACAAGGUGUGGACCUGGCCUCCAAAUUCAUUAGAUCCCAAACU